GUAUCCACGUACUGAGAGAACUGGUACUUGCAUCCUAUGAGCAGAUGCCUUCAGGGAGGACAUCAGAUCAGUUUGGCUGCCAUACCGCUAGGAUUCCUUUGUUUCCCGAUUUCUAUACGUCAGAAAGUUUUUCUUCCCUCAGAAAGGACUAAAGAUUCAGCACUUUAGUAUUCUUAGUGGUGGUAAUUAAUUAGCUUGAUCCCGUGUGCACGCGAGUAAAGGUGGGUGGGAUAAAGCCGUCAGAGCGCGGCAUCAUGUUCUGCAAAUGCAGAGCAGUUAGUCUCCUUGUCAGUUAGGGUCGACACUUGUACUCUCGUGCCUCACUUGGAAUCUGAGCUCGAGGUGUAGAGAGCGAGAGAGAAGUAACGAGAGACGGCCGGCGCGAGGACGUAGGGGAAUCCUCAUAGCUGUGCAACCCUCCUCUCCUCCAGUCUGCAUAAGAUCUGCCGCUUCUGUGGAACCCAAACAGGCAGCUCAUUCAGGGCAACUUACUGCUUUCUCUGUUCAGUCCUUUACGCCACCUAGUGCAGCCCAAAUGCUGGGAUCGCAUCUUUCGCUUCCACAGCAAGGUAGUUAUGCAGCUGGAAAGGAUGUGAAAUGACCUGCUAAGGAAGGUCUGUACCGCAAGAACUUGAACCGAACCUUGACAAUGCACGGGAUUUACCGCCUUGGCUUUCUUCUUUUCGUACAUCUUUUGCAUGGAACACAAACCCAAGUCGGACACGGUACUUGUUCUUUUGAUGAACUCUAUAGCAACUGUGGCUAUAGCGUGGCUCUUGGAACUAAUGGCUUUUCAUGGGAACAAGCCAAUACAUGGGAAAAGCCUUCUAUUGAUCCUGCCCUGCCAACAGGGUCCUUUAUGAUGGUAAACAGUUCUGGACGGGCAUCUGGACAAAAGGCUCAUUUACUCCUGCCUGUUCUGAAGGAGAAUGAUACCCAUUGCAUCGAUUUCCAUUACUAUCUGUCCAGCAAAUAUGGUUCAAGCCCAGGAUCUUUGAAUGUCUAUAUCAAAGUUAACGGUGGACCCCAGGGCAAUCCCGUAUGGAAUGUGUCAGGAAUUGUUACUGAAGGAUGGGCCAAGGCAGAACUUGCUAUCAGCACUUUUUGGCCUAAUUAUUACCAGGUUAUUUUUGAAGCAGUUUCCUUAAGAGGGCAUCCGGGUUAUAUUGCUAUAGAUGAAGUCAGAGUGCUGGCACAUCCAUGCAGAAAAGCACCACAUUUCUUGCGGCUACAAAAUGUGGAAGUAAAUGUGAAUCAGAAUGCAAGUUUCCAGUGUACCGCGGGAGGAAAGUGGUCCCAGCAUGAUAAGCUUUGGUUGGGUAUAUACACAACCUCAGCUAGCCUCCAAAGGUCUUCACCACUAAAACCAAGUAAAUAUCGUAGAGAACACCAGUAUGAAGACCACCACGAUAAUGCAGCAAAAACAACUUCUUUAUUUAGGUACAAACAUAAGAUGCGCUUUCCGCGUCUGGCACGCUUCUUCAGAUCUAUAUAUCAUAUAGAUCUGAAGAAGCGCACAGUCAUCGUGAAAGCUUCAUCUUUGUUUGUGGAGGAGUGUUUGGCAAAUCAUUACAUUCUCUGUCAGUUUCUGCGCUACUCACGCUACCUUCAGUUGCAUAAUAACUUGUAUCCAUUUCCAGUGAACUCCCAAGUAGAUCAGCUAACAAUAUCCGAUUGUGUGACUACUAUGCAAAAACGUUGCUUCAGACUAGAGCAUCAGUUUUUAGUAAGGGUGAAGCAUCCAUUCGACAAAAGGGAAGUUGUGGAAAGUCCCACACUUCACGCAAACUCUUCACUGCUGUGGCAUUCUAGAACCACAAAACCAGGAAAAGUAGAAGACCAAACAACAACCAAGACACUUGCGGAAGAAGCUGGUGUGGGGAUUAAUAAAUUGAUGGACAAUGUUUCUUUAUUUGAGCGACGGUUACUGGACAUAAAAAAGACCAAAAUUGAACGAGAUAUAAAUGAUUUUAGAUUGGGCCAAGUUUUCUCUUGGCCGAGAACAGGGAAUAAUUUGAAUGAUGAAAGAAAGAAUGUGACUGUUAAUUUAAAAGACACUGUAAAGGACAAGGUGACUGGGGGACUGGUUAUACCUAAUGUCAACAGUACAACAGUACCUGAUGUGUCUGUGCAUAAUAUUAACACUAAUGUUUGUGAAGAUGUUAACAAUUGCAAUUUAUAUCCGGUUAUUGUUAAUAGUAAUAUCAAACAGACUAGUUUAGCUAGUGGUUCAGUUCCUGUUAUGCAAGACAGUAAUGCAACACAGGAGCAUGUUGGUAAUGAGGUUAUUGAAUUGUUCAUACGAAAUGUCCAGCUUAAGUUAGACUAUGGCUGUAACGAUGUAGGUGCAGCAUCACAGGUUUUUAAACCUACUAGCACAUACGUUCCCUUAUUACAUCCUGUGUUAGAAACUUUUUCUAGGUUGAUUGAAAAUGACUUGUAUAAGUAUUAUAAUGAUAGGAACAAAGCCGGUAAGAAGUUUUAUAAUAGGAACAACUUAAACUUGGCACAUAAACGAGCAUUAGAUAACUUAAAGAAUGACAAUUCCAUCAUUAUUACUUCUGUGGAUAAAGGUGGGUCCAUUGUGAUAAUGGAUAGUGAACACUAUAAGGAGAAUGUAAAUCAGUUAUUAUGCGACACCAAGGCCUAUAGUAAAUUGCGAAAAGAAGAUGUUGUGAUGAAAGUUUUUAGGGUACAUGCUAUGAUUGAUGAUUUAUUAAAAAGCAAUGUGAUUGAUAAGAACGCAUCUUGUUAUUUGAGAGUGGAGAACCCUUUGAUACCAGUGCUAAAGGGCCUCCCAAAAGUACAUAAAGAACUGCACGACCCCCCGAUGAGACCCAUAGUCUCGGGGCAAGGUUGGCUGACGGAACCUUUUUUCCUGUUCGUUGAAUACUACUUAAGACCUGUGGUAGAAGAUAAUCCCUGUAUUUUAAAGGACAGCAAGGAAUUUUUGCUGGAAUUUUAUGAAUAUAUCACUAAGUUGGAUGAGGCUGAUGAAUAUAUUUUUGUUACAUUUGAUGUUAAUAGCUUAUUCACAGCUAUACCUAAUGAUAGAGGAGUUGCAUGGGUUAUGAAUUACUUGAAGAAGUAUACAUCUUUGGAUAGUAGAUUGGUGGAUUUAAUGGCACUUUUCUUAGAAACCAACUUGGAAAAUAAUGUCUUUAUUUUUGAUAGGGACAUUUAUUUACAGAAUGAUGGAGUGGCUCUGGGCACCAGCUGUGCCAAUAGCUACGCCAACAUUGUAAUGGCAGAUUGGGAGAAUGAACAACUAUUUGUCUCUGAUUUAUUUACGAAGCAUGUCAGUUUCUAUAAGAGGUUCGUAGAUGACCUCUUUUUGGUCUGGAGAGGGAAUGAGAUUGAGUUGAAGGAGUUUGAAAGUUUUUUGAACAACUCUGUGGACUUUUUAAAGUUUAGCUCUAGUUCAUCCAGAGAUUUUGUUUCAUUUUUGGAUGUGAAUAUCAUGAGGUUGAGCAAUGGGAUUGUGAACACUUCUGUUCACAGGAAGAAUUGUUACAGGAACACACUCCUACACAGAGAUAGCAUGCAUCCCAUGCAUGUUUUUGCCAAUGUAGCCUUGGGCCAAUCCAUGAGAGCAUCCAGACUGAACCCUACCCUUCAGGGUUUUAGGGAUGAGUUGGAUGGACUUAGUCAGAGGCUGCAUAAUAGGUCAUAUGAUAGGAGUGAAAUUGAGAAAGCCAUUGAGACCGCUGUUAAAUUAAGGGACACCAUAGCCUGCCCGUAUUUUUCUAGCAGUUAUAAUUACAAGGAACAUGUGUCAAAUGAAAGGGGUUCCAGUAGUACCCCUAAGAAUUUAAGUAUACCCAUCUAUUAUACUACGGAUGUAAGUAAUGUUAGGAGAAUUAUUCAAGAACGAUGGGAUAUACUGGAGGCAGAUGAAGAGAUUGUGCAAUUAGUAGGGAACAGACCUAGAUUCAAAUAUAAGAAUAAAAAAGAACCUGAAGAGCCCCCUAAUAUAGAAAAGGAAUUCUUUUUCAUGACAGGUACUGAUUGCAGGAGUGUUAAUGUGGUAUAUUUGGACCAGUGUGAUGCAUGCACUGCGUUUGAUAUUGGAAAGAUGAACAGGGAAUUUAGAGUCCGGAUAAGGGAACAUUUAAAUCAUAUUAGAACCAAACAGGAACACAACGCCCUGGCCAGGCACUUUUGUUUUGAAUAUGCAUUCAGUGUUAAUGAGUGGUGCUUAAGUGAUGGAGAACCUCCCACCCCAAUUGCUCCUCCAGAGCUUCUUGCAGUUGGUGCAACUUACUUGUGGAUCAAACCAAAUGCCAAUUCUAUAAUUGGAGAUGGACCUAUUAUUCAAAAGGAGGUAGAGUACCGUACCACAACAGGAAACUGGGCUGAAACUCAUAGUGUAGACUCUCCGAACUACAAGCUGUGGCAUCUGGACCCAGAUGUGGAAUAUGAAAUUAGGGUGUUGCUUACUCGACCGGGAGAAGGUGGAACAGGACCUCCAGGUCCACCGCUUGUAACGAGAACUAAAUGUGCUGAUCCUGUUCAUGGACCACAGAAUGUGGAAGUUGUGGACAUUGGAUCCAGACAGUUGACUCUGCAGUGGGAACCAUUUGGCUAUGCUGUAACACGCUGCCAUAGCUAUAAUCUGACACUUCAGUAUCAAUAUGUAUUUAACCAGCAUGAGUAUGAAGCAGAGGAAGUCAUACAUACAUCAUCGCACUACACGCUUCGAGGCCUUCGACCAUUCAUAACCAUAAAAAUGAGACUUGCACUCUCUAAUCCCGAAGGAAGGAAGGAAAGUGAGGAGCUUGUGGUACGGACAGAAGAAGAUGUUCCUGGUCCGGUGCCUGUAGAAUCUAUCCAAGGAAGCGCUUUUGAAGAAAAGAUAUACUUGCAGUGGAAAACACCAAAUGAAACUAAUGGGAUUAUUACAAUUUAUGAGAUAAGUUAUAAGGGUGUUGGAUCACUUGACCCACAUUCAAAACUCUUCAAUCAAGGAGAUGGAGUGCUCAAAUUAAGAAAUGAAACACAUCAUUUGUUUGUUGGGCUGUAUCCUGGAACAACCUACUCAUUUACAAUCAAAGCUCACACAGCCAAAGGAUCUGGGCCACCAGUGACAACACGAGUAACAACCAAAAUCUCAGCUCCCGUGAUGGCAGAAUAUGAUGCAGAUGCGACUCUGAAUGAAACAGACACCACUAUUACCGUACUGCUGAAACCAGCUCAGUCGAGAGGUGCACCUGUCAGUUCAUACCAACUUGUUGUUAAAGAAGAACGUGUUCAGAAGUCCCGUAGAGCAGCUGAUCUUAUUGAGUGCUUUGUCGUUGCAGUUAGCUACAGAAAUGCUUCCAUUCUGGAGUCUUCUCAUUACUUUGCUGCCGAACUGAAGCCUGUUAACUUACCUGUAAUCCAACCAUUCACUGUAGGUGACAACAAGACUUACAAUGGAUACUGGAAUGCACCCCUAUCACCUCUAAAAAGCUAUGGUAUCUACUUUCAGGCUCUCAGUAAAGCAAAUGGGGAAACAAAAAUUAACUGUGUCAGGCUUGCCACAAAAGAGGUACUAGGUAGGCGACAAAUAACCACACCAUAUGUACUUGUUCUCCCUAGUUCAGGAGCUUCUACACAGAACUCUAACGCAGUGGAGCCUGAAAAACAGGUGGAUAACACAGUGAAAAUGGCUGGUGUGAUUGCAGGAAUUCUCAUGUUUGUCAUCAUUUUGUUAGGAGUCAUGCUUACUGUUAAAAGAAGAAGGAAUGCAUACUCCUACUCGUAUUACCUAAAACUGGCAAAGAAGCAAAAGGAGACACAGACCAGCACACAAAGGGAAAUGGGACCACUAGCUUCAGCAGACAAGAACUCAGCUAAGCACACUUCCAUUCAAAAAGAAGAUGGCUUCUCCACCAGUUCUCAGGAUGUGAAUGGGUUCAAUAGUAACCAUGGAGAAAUGAAGCCACCUACAAUGACGAUACAGACGCAUCCAUACAGAUCAUGUGAACCAAUAGAAAUGUCAUAUCAAAGUGGAGAGAUCCAACCUGCAAUACGUGUAGCUGAUUUGCUGCAACACAUCACUCAGAUGAAAUGUGGACAAGGAUAUGGCUUUAAAGAAGAAUAUGAGGCAUUACCUGAGGGACAGACAGCAUCCUGGGAUACAGCAAAGAAAGAUGAAAACCGCAGCAAGAACAGAUAUGGAAAUAUCAUUGCUUAUGAUCAUUCUCGAGUUCGAUUACAGCCGCAGGAAGGGGAUCCCCACUCAGACUACAUAAAUGCAAAUUAUAUUGAUGGUUAUCACAGACCUCGCCAUUAUAUCGCCACUCAAGGUCCAAUGCAAGAGACUGUAAAGGAUUUUUGGAGAAUGAUUUGGCAGGAAAAUUCAGCAAGUGUUGUGAUGGUAUCAAAUCUUGUGGAAGUUGGAAGGGUGAAAUGUGUCAGGUACUGGCCAGAUGAAACAGAGAUUUACGGAGACAUUAAAGUUACAUUAAUUGAAUCAGAGCCUCUCGCAGAAUAUGUCAUUCGCACAUUUACAGUUCAAAAGAAAAAUCAUCAUGAAAUAAGGGAAAUUAGACAAUUUCAUUUUACCAGCUGGCCAGACCAUGGUGUUCCUUGUUAUGCCACAGGACUACUUGGGUUCAUAAGACAGGUCAAGUUCCUAAACCCUCCUGAAGCAGGACCAAUAGUUGUACACUGUAGUGCUGGGGCUGGUAGGACUGGUUGCUUCAUUGCAGUGGACAUUAUGCUUGACAUGGCAGAAAAUGAAGGUGUGGUGGAUAUAUUCAAUUGUGUAAGAGAGCUUCGAUCACAGCGUGUCAACAUGGUGCAGACAGAGGAGCAGUAUGUUUUUGUACAUGAUGCCAUCUUGGAAGCUUGUCUCUGUGGCAACACAGCCAUUCCCGUUUGUGAGUUCAGAGCUAUAUACUAUAAUAUUAGCAGGGUGGAUCCACAAACCAAUUCAAGCCAAAUUAAAGACGAAUUUCAGACACUCAACAUUGUGACUCCUCGAGCAAGGCCUGAAGACUGCAGCAUUGGCCUUUUACCCAGAAAUCACGACAAGAAUCGAUGCAUGGAUGUUCUUCCUCUUGAUCGAUGUUUGCCCUUCCUUAUAUCUGUUGAUGGAGAAACUAGUAAUUAUGUCAAUGCUGCACUCAUGGAUAGUCAUAAGCAACCAGCUGCAUUUAUAGUUACCCAACAUCCUUUACCGAACACUGUGGCAGAUUUUUGGAGGCUUGUUUUUGACUAUAACUGUUCUUCUAUCAUCAUGUUAAAUGAAAUGGAUUCUGCACAGCUUUGUAUGCAGUAUUGGCCAGAGAAAAGUUCAGGUUGCUAUGGACCCAUCCAAGUAGAGUUCGUGUCAGCAGACAUUGAUGAAGAUAUUAUCAACAGAAUAUUUCGGAUCUGCAAUAUGGCAAGGCCACAAGAUGGGUACCGUAUUGUGCAGCAUUUCCAGUACAUCGGCUGGCCUGCAUACAGAGAUACACCGCCAUCCAAACGUUCCAUUCUGAAAUUAGUGAGGCAGCUCGAGAAAUGGCAGGAGCAGUACGACGGAGGGGAUGGAAGGACAGUUGUCCACUGCCUGAAUGGUGGUGGACGUAGUGGAACUUUCUGUGCUAUCUGCAGUACAUGUGAGAUGAUACAGCAGCAAAACAUUAUAGACAUUUUUCACACUGUAAAAACUCUACGGAAUAACAAGUCCAGUAUGGUUGAUACCUUGGACCAAUAUAAAUUCAUUUAUGAAGUCGCACUGGAGUACUUAAACUCUUUCUGAAUACUUGAGCUAAAAAAACUUUAAUCUCAAUGGCUGAUAUUUUUUCUGCCCUGUGAUGGGGGAAAAUAACAACAUACAAAUAUUCAUUUGAAGAAAAUGAGGAUGUUGUGGCAUUCUUAUUUUGAAAAAAAAAAUGCUUGGAGUUCAGCAGGCCAAAACUUGCAUUUGCUAUCAAAUUAAAGGCUUAACUUUGAAGACAGUAUUUCAUGACAGAUAAUACAAUUAAGGACAUUCAUGUACAUCUUGCAGUUAAAUUACUAAUCUUCAGCAGCAAAUAUCCAUGCAAUGUUGAAGCCUUGAAUUUAUGUGCAGAACUUAUACAAAGCCCCGACUGCUGACAUUGUUCAAGAAAUGAAAGUAUCUUCAUCACAGAUUUUGGAUGUUGGAUUUAGUUUAUCUGUUGCAAGAUUCCUACAUUUCUUUAUCUCUGGAAUAAGAUGCUUCUCUUGUUUUUGCCACAUCUGUCCUGACUAAUGUUGUGAUGUACAUCAAUCUUCUACUGCGGUAGAUAUGAAAUCUGGUUGGCAGUUCAGGAGCAGAUAUACACCUGAGAUGGUGCCUCUGUAUUUCAUAAAAGGAACAAAUCACUGUGAAACUCACAGUUCUGUAUAGAGAAUAUGUGUCGACUGAGGACUUUAUUGCCUCUUAUUUCAUCUAGUCUUUUCACGGUUUCUUUUUUAUCCAUGUUGUGGGGCCAGUUUAUACUGUUCUUUAAUAAUUUCAUUCAUUUUUUAAACAAGUUAUCUGUUAGUUACUUAAUAUAUGUUUUACUGCUACAUAUUUGGCAAUGAUUUAUCGAUUAUUUACCUUAACCUGCAACCAUUUCUUACAAUAAAAAGAAAAUAUGAGUGUGCUUGUACUGUUUGUUGUAAAUGGAAAAACUCUCAAAAUCACCAUUAUAGUAACUGUCAUACAACAAUUUUUGAACAUCCAGUAGGUUGUACGGAAAGCAGCACAGAAAUAUCUGGGCAGCCAUUUUCUUCAGAUACACUGCUGAUAGAAUUUUUGUUCUGUUUUCAGUGCACUGACCACUGCUGUGCUCUGCAACAGCUGUCCUAAACCAUAAAUGCCUCUAUAGACAACUGAAUUAGCUUACCUAUGCAUCUGUUUAACAGAAACGGGGUGAGAAUGGGUACAAAAUUUUAGUUUCUCACUCCUGGCUUAGAGUGGAUCAUCAGAAAAUGCACUGCUAAAAAAUUCUUAAAAGCUUGUUUACAUUAUAAGUCAAAUAAUAAGUGUGGUAAAAGGGUAAUGUGGAGAGAUGUGAUACAGAACCGGAGGUUUACCAAUACUGGAGCAGUAAAAUGAUGCAGCACUACAGUGAAUGUGUAUAAUAGAGGACCAUGAGCAUCUGUCACCGAUGUAUAAUAAACAUUUAGUGAGUAGAAUCACAUUUGUCCAUGAGCCCUAAGCAAAAUUCUCAUGCCAAAGAGAACAAGCCCCUUCUGACCUAACCCAACUAGCAUUCUAUUUACAUCAAUUUACUAGGCCUAGAAGCGGUUACCAGACAUCAAUGUCUGUCAUCAUAAAGGACAAACCAUUCUUGCAACUGCCUUUAGGCUGUUGAAUGAUAUUCACUAAGUCUUGUGAUUUGUAGCCAGCCAUAUUUUCUUACAAGAUUUUUUUUGAUUUUCUGCCAAAAGAUCUGCAGGUACCACAUGCUAGCUUACCAUUUUGUUUUAACAUUAUCUAUUUUUUAAUUUGAGGUAGUGCAGGAUCUCCAAAAAGAUAAGUUUUUUCCAGCCAUAUGUUAUUAGCCAAUGUUUUUCCAUUUCUAUCUAAAGAUCUUUAGCCAUCACAUACGAAUCUACCAUUUUGCUUUUAACAUUAUUUGUUUGUUCAUAUGAGGCAGUGAGGAUUAUAUAGAAAAAAAUAUUUGCAUUCAUCUGUUCAUCUGAUGGGAGUGGGGGUGCACAAAAAGUUUCUGAAUAAGACAAGUGUUCUAGAGCAAUGAAAUUCUCUGAUAGUCUGAUUUAACCCUCUGCUUCUAUAUCCCUUAUUUCCAAACCCAAUUGACUUGAAGAUAUUUCACUUAAGUAAUAAUAUCUUAACUUUAUUUGCCAAGUAUGAAACAGUAUGUUUAAAUGAAACCAAGAAAAGAAAUGAAAUAAUUUAAGUCAUGAUGUUUAUCCAAAGUUGAAAGUUUGUGGGAUAAAUAGUUGUGCAACAUGGGUACAGUUAAGUUUUAGAUCCAGUAUUACAGACUUGAGAUUAUUGCAGAGUUUACAAUUAUAAAGCUGUUCUGCACAGGGAUAACAACUUCUUUCUUAAUAAAUAAAAUGUCAUUCUGUCAGUAUAUAUUCAGGAACACAAAUCCCAUCUUUCUAUCCAUCUGUCUUUAGAGAGAGACAGAGAGAGACAGAAUAAAUGUCACUUUGUCUGUCUGCACUUAUGGAUAUAAAAUUUUGGGUGCAUGUCAAUUAGUCCAGAGACAGUUUGGUUGAUUAUGUCAGCAAAUUUUUUUGCCCGAAGCACUUUCAUUAAUAAUUGAGAAUUUCCUUUUCACCACAGUUGUGCAAAAUCAGUGUAGGUAUAUUUAAUUUGGGGGGGGGGGGGGGCUGCAAAAAAUAUUUACUCUGAGUUUCACCAAAACUGCUUUUGUUGAAACAUUUCCAAAACUUUGCUUUUGGGGGAAGCUGUGUCAAUUUAACAACAGUUCAGAAGUUUUUGCUUCAUUUCAUGAGAUGCAUUUACAUCAGUGAUGAGGUGUGUUGGUGAAGUACAAAUCUUUGCAGUGCAGUAGUAUAAGUGAAAGCUAUGUUGUGUUAUUUCACUUCUCGGGGAUGGUGCAACAUGUGUUUUUGCUGAGAUUUAUAGACAGCAGAGCAAGGAAAUUGUUCUUUUCCCCCUCACUGGUGUCAGAAUUGGUAUACUUUAAGUGACAUUGGUAUGCGGAGGGCUUGAUUCCUUCAAAAGCACCAUUUCUGUUGACUCUAUUAAGUUUGAUAGCUUGGUGAAUGCCUGUGACUUUGAUAGCUUUCAUUCUGAUGUAUUGAAUUAUCUAAGUAGUGCAGCUGAAUAAUUCAAGAUAUAUGUAUAUUUAUAUAUUUAUAUCAUACAGAUAGCUAGACAGAUAUUGAUAAGUGUGUGUGUGUGUGUGUGUGUGUGUGUGUGUGUGCAUGUUUGUGUAUGUUCAUGCAUGUCUGUAUACGAGCAUAUAAUUAUGAGAGUACAAAGGCAUUGAAAUUAAAAUCAUUGAUGCCUGCAUUCCAAAAUUCAACAUCUCAAACAACUUAUAUCCAAACAAAAAAUCACCACAAAAGGAAACAGUUUCCUUUUACGAUCAGAACAUCAAAACACCAGAACACAAUUAGCUCAAACUUGUCUUUACCACCUGUACCACCUUGUUAAUACCUGUUAACCCUAACCCUGUCCCUGCCCCCAACCCUAAACCUGCAACUUACUAUUAAAAAAAAAAACUUCCAGUAAUAGCGAAACUAAUCUACACAACUCAAACACACACACACACACACACAAACACACACUAACAGUAUGUCUUCACUUAACCUUACCCUAACUCGUAACUCUCCUACACUUGCACAAAUAUUGCUACCCCAUAAUGCUGAAACCGUCAGGAUAUAUAAAGGCAUCAAUCUCAAAAAUGCACACUUACCUUACUGGCAAGCAUUCAAUGCUCCAUUCAUAGGAAAUUUAAAAAAAAAUCACAGUAAUGCAUGCCAUUUAUCAAUAAAUAGAUUGAUGGAAUGAAUGACACCUGUGUUUGUUGUUUGUGUGUGUGUGUGUGUGUGUGUGUGUGUGUGUGUGUGUGUGUGUAGGGAUGUUCUUUGAAAUAGCAAAGUACAAAUACAUCAGAUGAAAAAAACAUCACCCGAAAAGGAUCAAAACACCAAAUAAAAACAGGCAAGCCCACCCUGCGCUCCCCAUCCCAUGCUAAUUAUAUAUAUAGUCUGAAAACACUCUACUAAGAAGAAAGGGCAAAUUCCCCUACUCCCACUUUAGGUGUUCUUGCAUAUACAUAAUGCUACCAGAAGCAAUCAAAUAAGUUUUGAUGAUUUCUUCUGCAUGGAAAAAUAAGCAUUUGAUAUUAUGAAUGGUCACUUAUAUGGAGUGUUUCUUCAUAUAUAGAUUAAGAUAUAGCUGCACCAUGUAGUAUGAGUAAAAUAUAUCAUUCACAUACAAUAUCCCACAUUAAAUAUACUUAAAUAUUGAUAUCCAACAGCAAAUACACAAAGGUGCUUUGAUAUAGUAUUGUCUUUAUUAUUAGUAGAAAUCCCUACUCCCAUGAAGAGGUUAAGUCUGUACCCUAAUACUUAAUUUUUCUCUUGCUGAGGUUGUAAGGCCUAGAAUACUAGAUGAACAUCUGUAUUCAAGUGAACCUGAGGAUUGUACCAAUGUCCAAGCUGUGAGGUUUUGGAGUGACAAUAAUUUAGUAAUGGCAUGUGGAAGAGAAGAACUCUAUAAUUAGAUCAAGGGUGGUUGGUUACCUUGCACAUGUACUAUUAUACAUGUGAUAUUCCUCAGCACUGCAUUCCAAGCUCAGUUUUGGAAUUUUUCACUCAUUCAUUGUGGAGAUAUUUUCAGAUUAAGUCUUUUAUUCUCCUGUCAUGUGCAUCUACGUGAAUUCUGGAACUGUUAGGGAUAGGAUAUAAAUGUACAUUUUCACACUGCUGGCAUAAAGUCUUAUUUUCGUGAUCUAGGCCCCAUUACUAUGCACUUAAUUCAACAUAUGCAUCCUUCAAGGAGUGAGAUGGGAUCCUUUCAUAAAUAAGCAAGUAAAUAAUUAAAUUAAAUUAAUUUGUAAGUUGGUAAUGUGAUUUACUAUCCAUUUCCUAUGGUUGCAACUAUUGGGAUGUAAAAAUAAAAAAGAGAAAGAAACGUUUGAUGAUGAUAGCAAAAAAGUAAUGCAGAAUGUUACAAAAAUAUGCUUUUUUUUCAUAUUAACCUAUGCCACUUGCUGAGGUUUAUCAACAGCUGAAUAAAUGGUAUCACAGGAUAACUGCAUGAUUCCAGGCAAAUUGGGAUGGUGACAGAUGUUAUACCAAAAAAAAAAAAAAAAAAAACAGCAGGCUGUGCAAUGAAACUCUUCCAAUCAUGGCUUUACCAUCAGACAUGUCUAAUCCAUGAAAGUUUAGCUCCCUCUCAGAAACAUAUGCUGUAGGACAGGAAUUCCACAAUGCAUUUCAGUCUUAGAUUUGGGGGGUUUUGACACUAAUUGAAAUAUUGAAUAGCAAAUACCUAGAAAGGAACUGUUAAUUUGUAGAUAAUGUUUGUUUUGUCUUAGAAAUUCAGACCAUUUCCAAUCUUUUGCCUCAAAUUUCUGUUACAAAAUAUCAGCUGAUCUACUUGUUUAGAGCAAGCAAACCCUAACACAAUAAUCAAGUUUCUGUGGCAUGACAAAAAUACUAGUGCACACCAUAUGUACAUUUUUUGUCACAGUGAAUGCUAUUAUCUUUUCAACAACCUUUUAAAAACUUAAAGGUUAAAUGGAAUAAAUCUGUCAUUGACAAUGGAGCAAUUAAAAUAAAUAUAUAAAUAACUUUUCAUUUGUACCAAUUUUCAUUUUCUAUAUCUUACCUUAUUAUUAUUAUUUUAUUUAUUUUAUUUGCAUUUGGUUACAGGGAAGGUCCAACUAGGUCAUGCAAGGCUCCUUUUUGUUGGAGGGUUGGAGAAAAACAUAUGUCUUGUUUUGCUAAUGGUAUUUUUUCCUAAACAUUAAUAACCUAUACUUUCAUCUUUAAGAGGUAAUACAUUCUGAAUAUUGUUCCAAAGACAUAUAUUUUUAUUAAUUAAACAUGUCUAAGUCACAUGUCACAAAUCUAAUUGAUUUAUUUGAAAACUGAUAGUAAGGAAAAAGCAGAUUUAUAUUGUCAUGUAAAUGGAAUUAAGGGGUAAAAAUACUCACUGAUCUAGUCAUAUAAUAUGUUCAAAAUUCUGUAACUGAGACUGCAGGAGCAAAGACUUACUAAAUAUCUCUUUAUGUAGUAAAGUCCAAAAGAAACUAUUGUAUGUCGAGAUAAAAGAGUUUAUAUUUUGUAUCCAAUUAAAUUUUCCUUAAAUGAUUUUUUUCUAAAAUUUGCUGUAUAAAAAUUUCCUAUUGUAUGAAGAAUUCUGAUUGCAUUUUGUUUAUUGAUAUGUAUAUUUUUGUUUGUUUUUUCAUUGUAAUGUGCUCUGAGCCCCAACAUAGAAAGGAUGCAUAAAUAAAAAAAUUGCCUUGCCUUAUAUGGCCAUUAUAUCAUUGUAUGUAGAGAUAUGUCAGAUUGCAAAUAAUUGAUUAAAUAAUUUGUCGAUUCUUUUC
Protopterus annectens (West African lungfish) is the source of this 13988-nucleotide messenger RNA. It is a transcript of the gene PTPRT, whose product is annotated as protein tyrosine phosphatase receptor type T. Lineage: Eukaryota; Metazoa; Chordata; Ceratodontiformes; Protopteridae. Gene Ontology annotation, biological process: protein dephosphorylation. The record is from RefSeq and is a predicted model, not a curated record. Bases 650 to 7732 code for a protein of 2360 amino acids. Gene Ontology annotation, molecular function: protein binding; protein tyrosine phosphatase activity. The transcript is spliced from 38 exons. Gene Ontology annotation, cellular component: membrane.